GACGUGGUGGAGGAAAUUGAAAACCAAAUACCAAUCUCCAUCAAGGAGGCUCUCUACAGGAAGGAAUUGAAAGAAAUGGUUCGAUCGAUCGAGCGAGAGAAGACGGGAGCCUCUCAAGAGGAGUCUAUUCCUCGAGAGGCUGUCGCUCGCGCGAGAGAAGAGAUCACUGCGCACACCUCUCAGGAAACUAUCCCCGAGGGAACUCUGACGGAAAGCUCGACGGAGAUUUUGCCUGAGACAACACGGUUCACCAACGAAUCAAUGACUGAGCGAACUGCGGUGGAAGAGUUCUCCGAGAGGACGGAACAGUUGGUCACAACGAUCGAGGAAUUGCCAAGGGGAACGGAAGAUGCUAGAAAGUCAAGGAGAGAGGAAGAAGCUAAGAGUUUGAUCGUUUCUCUGUCCAAGACGCUGGAGAAUGUUCAAAUGGAUAUAACGGGCAUUUUGGAAGAUUUCGAGGAACCCACAGCUGGAACUACCACGAUCCCUGUUUCCAUAUUGGCCAACUCGCUGGAGGAACUCAGAAGGACCGUCUCCGGUAUGAGAGUGAUGACAGUGAGUUACGGCAGAUCGGCAGACUCUUACGAAGAGAUAGUCGGCGAAACAAUUUCGGUGCUGGGGAAUCUCGCGCGACCUCUGAACGAUCUUCAGAAAGUUCUUCAACAGUCGCACCAGCACGGAGCUCAGGAGCUGGUGAUUCUGAACCAUUUGAUUCAACCGCUGGACUCGAUCGAAUCCGAGGUGAUCGACCACACGAUUCGGAAGCUCGAUGAAAAUUCGAACGUGAGGGAGAGUUGCCAGCCAAUUUUGAAUCUUCUCCGAGACGUCAGAGACACGAUACCGAUCGUCGUGAAGGAUAUUCACUCGAGGCAAGAGCUUCUCGGAUCGCUUCGCGAGAUCUCGAAACCGUUGGAGAACAUCGAGGAACGAAUGAAGAUCCUCGAGAGCGAAGCCGAGGAAACUCUAGAGACGGACGUUGCCAGAAUUCUGGUGAAGCCACUGGAACACUUGUUGAACACGAUAAAAGUGACGUCGCUGGAGCUCGAGGUGUUGGACCAACGCAGAGCGAUCGUGGUCGAACUUCGAACUCUGGUCGAGCCGCUGGUCGAGUUCCUGAGCAGCCUUUCGGUGGUACAGAGCAGCAGGAAGAGUUUGGUUCCAGAGGCGGCCCUGUUGGACGAAAGGCGAAGCGUUAUUUCAAAGUCUGUCGAAGGUUUGCAGAGGCAAGCCUCGAUCGUUUUGGAGAGGAUUUCCAACUUGGAAGGGGCGGCGUUGUUCGAGGGUGCGCUGAGCUCGCUGAAGAGCGCCAUCCUCUCCGUUCAGAAGCAAAUUGGCAGGACUGAUUACUCGAGAAGAUCCAGCUGCGUCGAGCUCACACUUCAGUACAACCUUUCGAGUUCGUUCAAUCAUUUGAGGAACACAAUCGCGACGUUGGACGAAAGCGUGGAGAAACCGAUUCACGAUGUCAUUGCCAAGUCGCUGGAAGCUUUGCAGAAGCAGAUUACCCUGUCGCAAACGCAUUUCAUGCAAACGAUCAACGAGCAACCGGUGGACGAAGAAGCGAUCGUGGAAGGAUUUUUGUAUCCGACUAAUCAGCUAAGGUCAGCUUUGAACAUGCUGAGAGAGAAGAUCGAUCAGAAAAUGAUACCAUCGAUUUCGGUUCGAUCCGUGACGCUUCUUCAGGCUCUGGCCAAUUCUACUAUGGAACUGGCUUCUUCCUUGUCCCUUCAUAAAGUUCGAUUGAUAAGAGAAGGAGCAUCCGAGGGUUCCUCGCUCGUCGAAACGUUGUCCGCCAUGGUGGACGUUUUGGAGAGUGUGAAGGAUUCGAUAAGGGAGAUUGAAAAGGUGGCGAGCGUUGCGACGGAGGAGAAAGGAGAGAAAAUUUCACCGGACGUUCCCAUUACCAUUACGCAGAUCGAAACGAUCGUGGACGAGAUUAUCGAGAUUUCAAAGGAGGAGGUGGAGAGUGUGCUGACUAUCGAGAAAGUGCCAUCUGAGAAAGAUGGAGUGAAGAUAGAGGAAAUAAAGUGUGAAGAGACGGUCGACGAGCUUCAGGAAAUGAAAGCGGAAAGAGUUGAAGAUAUCGAAGAGACGAUGGAAGAAAAAGUUGAAACUCUUCAAGAACUUCCACAAGAGAAGGUUGAAGAUCUUAAACUGACCAAAGAAGAAAAAAUUAAAGCUCUCGAAGUAACUGAAGAAGCAAAAACUGAAGCUCCUAAAGUAACAAGGAAAGAAACAAUUGAAUCGUCAGAAUUGAUGAAAGAAGAAAAAGUCGAAGCUCUUGAAGUAACUGUGGAAGAAAAAGUGAAAGCUCUUGAAAUAACCGAGGAAGGGAAAGCUGAAGCUGCGAAAGUAACGGGGAAAGAAACAGUGGAAUCUGUUGAAUUGAUAAAGGAAGAAAAUGUCGAAGCUCUCCAAGGAAUGAAAAAAGAAAAGGCAAAGGCUGUUGAAGCUUCUGAAGAAGAGAAACUGGAAACUCUCCAAAUAAAGGGAAAAGAAACGGUUGAAUCUACUGAACUGAUAAAAGAAGAAAAAGUUGAAGCACUUGAAGCAACGAAAGAAGAAGCAGCUAAUGCUCUUGAAGCAACUGUUGAAUCUCUUGAAUUAACAGAGCAGAAGAAAGUCGAAAGUGUAGGAAAAGUCGAAUCCAUUGACCUGAAAGAAGAAAAAACUGAGAAUCUUGAGACGAUGAAAGAAGAAAAAUUAGAAGCAGUGGUCGAAAUAACCAAAGAACUGUCUAAAACAGAGGAAAAAGUUGAAGUAUUAUCCGAAGAGUUAUCCGUGAAAGAAGAAAAAGUGGAAACUUCACCACAGACAGAAGAAAUAGCAAAGAUUGUUGAAAAAGUAGAAACUCCUUCUGGAAGAACUGAGAAAUUGGUAAAGGAAGAAAAACUUUUAUUAGCGAAAGCGGAAGAGACAGCUAUUGGAGACAAGAAGACGGUAUUGUCUGAAAAAGAAAUGGUAGCAGAAAAAUUAGAAGCAUCCACUGUCGAAGAAAUAACAACACAAGUGAUAGAACCAGAGAAAAAGCAAGACGAAAUUGAAACAAUAAUUGAGAAAGUAGAGGAAAGAAGAACUGAAAAAGAGGAAGCACUUGCACGAGUCGAAGAAGCAAAAAUAGAAGAAUCUAAAACAUCAGAAGAAUCAACGCAGAAGCAAGAAGCUAAAGAACAAGUAUCUGAAAAGGUAGAAGAGGCAUCAGAAACGGAGAAAAUCGCAGAAGAAUCUUCGAAGAAAACAAAAGAGGAAACCAGAGGUUCGAAAGAAGCAGCGAGACAAGAAGAGACGACUGAGGCCUUGUCUCAAAAAAUAGAAGACCUAGCGAAGUCAGAAGAGAAGGUAGAAGAAGAAAGGAAACAGACCACGAUCAAUCAGAUACAAAAAACCGCUUCAUCGAUCGAUACUUUGCAACAACCAUUCAAGGAAUUAACCAAUCUCGUGUCCACAGCACUAGACGAACCUCUUUUCUCAAAAUCCGAAGAGGAGAAACGAAGAAUCCGAGAACUAACAGCCCUAAUUCAAAUCCUCUACGACUUGAAAGCAACAAGCGCGUCUGUUCAAACUACGUUAUCCUCUUCCUCGCUCUCAGAACUCGAAACGCGAUUUCUUCGGCUGACUGAUUCUUUGAUAACCGUGGAUCAAGCUACAGAAAAGAUUCUUCGCUUGACUCAGAAAGAAUUGGCACCAGCGCUGAAGGAAAACGUAAUGGUGUCGCUGCAAAUACUUCUGGAACCUCUAGCGUCCCUUCAACGCGAGCUUUCUUCCAUCCAAGAUGCAACUGCUCAACUGUCCACGGACCACCUCUCGCUGCUGACGAACUCGCGAAAUGUCGACGAAGCGAUCUCAGAACUCGCGAGAGCAAUUCGCAAGACUGCCGAGACGAAGAGUAUGAAAGUGGUCGAGGAGAUGAAGGUGAUGGCGAAAUCGAAAGAGGAGAGUUCAGACAUCGAGGAAACCACGGCGAAGCCUCUCGAGGAACUCAUCGAGGUCCUCAUGGUUUCCCAGGAGAAAGUGAAACCAAAGGAUGCGCCCUCGGUAGAAUCGACUGAAUUGCAACAGAAAUUAACCAGCGACGACGAGACAAAAUUGGAAGCAGACCUCGUGAAGAAGAUAGUCAGUCCAAUAGAGAAUCUUCGCGAAGCGAUUGCGAAGAUCGAGCAAGAGAAACUGGAGGAGACUGAAGUGUUGCCUACGAAGAAGACAGCCACCGUCAUCUUGAGCACCAUUGUCCAUCCUUUGGAAGAACUGCAACAGUCUUUGAACGUCUCCUCGCAGCAGCAGACUGCAAGAACCGAAGAAAUUGCGGAAGAAACGAGAUCAAACGUUCCGUCUCGGCAGCGGUUGCCGGUAGCCGAUGUUUUCGAACAACUGAAGCGAUCCAUCGCCACGAUUCAAGAAGAUGUGAUCCUCGAAGCGAGCGAAGAGAUCAAGAGAUCGGAAGGCAAGGCGUUGAUCGUAAAAGAAAUGGAAGAAUCUCUGGAAAAUCUCAAAUUCUCUAUCGGCGCAGUGCAGAAGAUAGUAACGUCCGAAAGUGAAACAAUCGAGAAACUUUCUGACACAGAGAGGACAUCUGCAAUUGAAACGUUCGUUGAGUCUGUGAAGGAUUUGGGAGAGAAAUGCAUGGCGGUUGUCAGUCACCCUCCGGUGAAAAUAGAGUCGUCUGGAAGGAUUCAGAAGGAAGAGUUGAAGCAAGUUUUGGAAAUGAUGGCUCAGCCUAUGCGAGUGCUGCGCGAAACUGCUUCUGAGAUCGAAGAACGAGAAACCGAAGAGGUACAGGUUCUAGACGAGACGAGUAAGAUCGUGGCGGAAGCUUUGAAACCUCUGGUGCAUCCUCUGGAGGAACUGGAGCAAUUGCUAUGCACGGCGGUGCAAGAAGUUGACACGUCGAAGGAAGAGACGGUUGAAGAAGCAAGAAAGACUGCUUCGUCCACGGAGCAACUGAAGCUUAGUCCUGUUUUGGAAGAAUUGCAGAGAUCUAUCGUGACGAUAGAGGAACAGGUAGCUCUGCAGCCGAAGAAAUCGAGUGAAACGAUGGAAGCGUCUGUUGCCGAACUGAUAGAAAGUCCGCUGGAGAAUUUGAAAUCUGCAGUAGCAGCCAUUCAAACCGUCGAAAUGGAAGGGACGAAAGAAUUAACCGGUGCAGAGGAAACAACAAUUUUGAGAACGAUUGCCAAGUGCGUGGAAGAGAUAGCAAACGUGACUUCAGUUGCUUCUGCUCGGCAGAAAGUCGAGGUUAGCGUCUUGCAACAGCCACAAAUUGCCAAGAUGGACGUGCAAGAGUUUGGACGGCAAGCUCUGGAUGCUAUAACGAGUCCAAUUCAAGUUCUACGUGAGACCGUCUCCAAAAUUGACGAGCAACAGGCGCGAGAAGUCGAGGCUUCGAUUACGCCCGAAACGAAAGAAGUUGCCAACGUUUUACAUAGUUUGGUCGAACCUUUGGAACAGUUGGAGAAAUCUCUGUCAGUUGCUGUGCAAGAGACGAGCACGAUCAAAGAGGAGUCUGCUUCGGAAUUGAAAGACGUUCGAACUUCGGUAAAAUUGAAUGUCGAACCUGUUUUGGAACAAUUGGAGAAGUCUAUCGCUGUGAUUCAGGAACAGGUCUCGCUGGAAGCUGGUAAAGAAGAAUCGAGGGAUCGGUUGGAAACUUCUGUGACGAAAGCGAUAGAAGAACCUCUGAAACACUUGAGAUCCUCAGUAGCAGCUGUCAAGGAACUAGUAACGGAGACAGAGCAAACGAGUGAUUUGUCGGUCGUGGACAAGACUUCGAUCUUAAUGUCGUUCGCAAAGUCCGUGGAAGAAAUCGGCGAGAAGUGUUUGGCGGUGAUCUCUCAGCAGCAAGUUGGAACGCGGUUAAUUUCCAAGGAAUUGAAAGAAUCUCAAAUAGAGAUAUUGGAAAUGGCGGUCGCUCCUCUUCAGGUACUGAGAGAAACGAUUAAUAAACUAGGAGAAGAGAAAUUGCGACAGGCGGAAGCUCUCGAGUUGUCGAAGAUCUUGGUGGAGCCGCUAGAAAAAUUAGAGACUUCCUUGUCAUCCGCCGUUCGACAAACAGUCUCGACGAAACUCGAAGAAACUGAGGAGCACGUGUCUCAGGCAGCUCCGUCAGUGCAACGAUUGGACAUCAAACCUGUCGUGGAAGAACUUCAGAAAUGCGUGGCGACGGUGCAAGAACGAGUAAAACUGCAGUCGACGACAGAAGAGUCCGUUGAGAAGAGGACCUCUCUCGUGCAAGCUGCUGAGAAAUCACUGGAAGACUUGUAUUCGUCCCUUGCGAUCAUUCAGAGCGCGGUGUCCGCCGAACCGAGCGCGGAAGAAACGCUGUCAGAAGCGGAGAAGGUGACAGUGUUGCGGCAGUUCGCAAGUUCGGUGCAAGAACUGGAGGAAUGCUUGGCAGUGGUGAGCCAGCAAGAAGCAGAGCUAGAUGAGACGACGAUGGAAUUGAAAGUAGCUGAAAAACUGGAGGCACGAGUCCUCGAGGCGAUUAUCGCGCCGGUUCGCACGCUGCGCGAGACCAUUACGAAGUUACAGGAAGAGAGCGCCGAAGAAGUCGAAGCGUUAGAGCCAGGAGAUGUUGACACGCAGACGUUGACUCCCUUGAUGCAUCCAUUAGAACAGUUGGAAAGAUGUUUGGCGAACGUGGUUCAACAGGCGAGUAGCGAGAAGGUCGAAUCCGUGGAAGAAACGAAGAAGGAGACUAUCAUUCUGCCGAUUUUGCGAGAACUGAACGAGAGUAUCGUUAGCGUUGAAGAGCAACUAACUGCGUGUCUUGAAGAAUCUUCAAAAUUGGAGAUUGCGAGGAGUGUGAGCGAGGCGAUUGAAGAAUUGAAGACAUCCGCCAUUGCUGUCGAACGGGUAGUCACGCUUUCUUCGGAAGAGACUGAAGAAACGAAGACUGAGAAGACGUCUGUCUUGCAGGCUUUCGCCAAGUCGAUAGAACAGCUGGAAGAAAGGUGUUCAGCAGUUGCGAGUCAGAGAAAGGUGGAAAAGAAGUUGAAAGAUGCUGAGAAGCAGCAGGCAAAAAUGGUGGAUGUGGAAGUUCUUCAAAAGAUAAGUGAUGAAAUACGCGUACUUUGCGAAUCGUUUUCUGUGGUCGAAGAAGAGAAAAUGCAGCAGGCGAAGGAAUUGAAAAUAUCCGAAGAGCAGAUUUCAGGUGUGAAAUUGAACGUCCUCGUAGAACCGUUAAAUACAUUGCAGCGAGUUUUACAGGCUGCACUUGAAGAAGGUGAAACUGUAGAAGAAGAUACAACGAAAGAGUUGAAGAGAAACGAGAUUCCUCCCGAGAAAUUAAAUUUACAUCCUGUAUUGGAAGAAUUGAAGAGAUCUCUAGUCGUUGUUCAGCAACAAACGUGCGAGACUGCGUCGGUUUCGGCGGAAAUCGAUGAAAUUAGAUUGAUCAAGGCUGCCGAGGAGUCUCUGGAACGGAUGAAGCUGUCUGUCUCAGCUGUUCAGGAAAUGACAAUUCCUCGGCAAGACGAAACAAAGGAGUUGAAGACAGGCGAGGAGAAGUCUCGAUUGGAAGCUCUCGCACGAUCGAUAGAAGAAGCUGGAGAGAGACUGUUAGCCGUGGCGAAGCAGCGCGAAGCGAAGAAACCUGAAGAAAUUCCAACGAAGAAGAAAGUGGCCGACGAUUUUGUGAGAACUGUGAUCGAGCCUAUCAACGAGUUACAAACCGCCAUCUUGAGUAUAGACAAAGAGAGUGAAUUACUGGGAAAGAAGAGAGAACAAGAAGCUAUAGUACUGCUGAAGAUGAUACAGCCGCUGCACAAACUCGAGGAUUCGUUCCUAUCAGCCAUGCAGGAAGAGACAAUUACCGAGUACGAGACAGUCAAAGAAGUUUCUCAGGCAAUUCCAGCUCUGCAGCAACUGCCCGUUAAGUCGACGUUAGAGGAACUAAACGAGAACGUGGUAGAAAUUCAGAAGCAACUGGUCCUUGCGAAGGAAGCCCUAAGUUUGACAGGAGACACCGACGACUUUUCAACGAUGAGAAACCUGGAGAGAUCAUUGAGCGACUUGAGAACGUCGGUGGCUGUGGUGCAGCAGUUGACAACGAUAGAAAAGCCUGGCGAGCAAAUUCUAGACGUGGAGAACGCGUCGGCGUUGCAGGCGUUUGGCAAAGCAGUGGAAGAGUUCAAGAGGCAGUGCUCUCUGAUCGUCACGAAGCCAAGAGUCAUCGCUACGAUCGUGGGAACGUCAGAAGAACCAAAGGAACACGAAGCUCGAGCCUCGGGAACGAUUCUCGUCCCAUCGAGAUUGUUGCAAGAGUCAAUCUCGACCAUAGAAGAGAUCAAGCUCCAAGAAGCCGAGACGUUGGAAACGUCUGACACGAGGAAACCCGUGACGCUGCUGAGCGAGUUGAUACCGCCGUUGCAAAGACUGGAGCAGUCGUUCGUCGCCGCGAUUCAAGGGGAACACAUGACGGAACACGCUGCAGAGAGUUUAGAUGCCGACGAGAGAGUGUCGUUCGAGAAAGCAACUUUGACACCGAUACUCGACGAGUUCCAAAGGUCGAUCGCAACGAUUCAAGAGCACGUGACGAUGGAAGGCGACGUGGGAAGUUUGUCAGAAGCCGAGGACGCAGCGUCUCAGUUGAAAACAAUGGCGCAGACGUUGACAGAGUUGAAGACCUCCGUCGCUGCCAUUCGACAGAUCACUGAAUCUACCGCGGAGUUUGCGAACGAUCUGUCGCAGACUGAGAGCGUCGCAGCGUUCGAAACGUUUGCGAUGACUCUUCGCGAUUUGGUGGAACGCGUGGCCACAAUCGAUCAUCAACAGGUGAUUGUAGAACCAGCAGCGGAUACCAUUUCGGAGGACGCGUCUUCUUUGAAGACUUGGGCCGAUGUCGUGGAGGGAGCAACCGUUCAAGUCACGGAACCGAUGAUCGUCGACCAGGGUGUCGUAGAAUCGCCUUCGGAAAUGGUUCUUUCGAUAUCUGAGGAGGAAACGCAAGCUCUGAAGAGCUUGGCCAGACCUUUGAACGAGCUGAAGGAGUGUCUAGCGGUAGUCGUCGAAGAAAGGAGAUCAAUGGACGCGAACGAAGUUACCUUGACAAUGUCCGAGAAUGAGGAUGCUUCUUUGUUGAAGACGAUGGCUCGAUCUCUGUUGGAACUGAAGAACGCAGCUGUGUCUGUUAUUCAGGAGCAAACAGCCGUCGAAUCGGCGAAAGAGAAGUCGUUCGAAGCCGUAGAGAAGCCGGAGACUACGUUGAAUCCAUUGAUUGUACCGUUAGAAGAACUCUGCAACUCGAUUGCCUUGAUCGAGGAUCGUAUGCUGGUCGAGUCGGUGGACGAUCGAUCGAUAGACGAGAUUUCAUUGCUGUCCGCUCUAGCCGAGCCUUUGAUCACGCUUCACAGAAGCAUCUCCGUGCUUGAAGAGCGAGUGAUGUCACCUGAAGCGGAAGCAAUGCCAGAAGAAUCGAGCAGCUGGAUCACUGAGUGUUUGGCUGUCCCUUUGGAAGAGAUAGAACAAUCUAUCGCUGUGAUACGCGAGUGCGUUGUGAUGGAACACGAGCCCGGAGCUGGCGAAGAGGUGAGGAUCGACACGCCAGAUUGGUCAGUGGUAGAGAGACUGAUGCAACCUGUGGAGGUCAUAAGAUCGACGAUCGUUCGAAUGGAGGAAAAUAUCACGAAAGAUGAGAAAGCAGAGGAGGAAAGUGAGUACGAGGUUGUGAAAACACUGGUGCAGCCGUUGGCUGAGGUUCAAGAGAGCUUCCUGGUGCUGAAGAACAAGACUGACAUGAGUAUAGAAGAGGAGGAGGCUAGCAUCGACGCAAUUGUAGACUCGUUGUCUAAUCUUGAGAAGAGCAUAUCAUUCAUCGAAGAACAGGCUGCUGAAAAAUUGCGGAGAGUUCCGAGUGGAGAGGAAACUGUAAUUGGAGCCUUAGCCGAGCCUCUGACGCAAUUGAAAGAGAAGAUUAUGACAGUGGAAGAGUCCUCGACCGUGUACCUUGAAAAUUUGGAAAGGCCAUUGAAGAGAUUGCAAACUGCGUUGGAAACAAUAUUAUCUGGCGAAAGUCAAAGUGUGGAGAAACGAAAGAAAGAGAGCGCCGUUUCCGUUGAAGAAGCCACGAGAAUAUCGAUGAAACUGAUUAAUUCUAUCAGAGAAGUGAAUGACUCUAUCGAGUCGAUUGAUAAUAAGAUAGAAAGCUACAAGGGACUGCUAGGACUGGAGAUUCAGAUCGAGAAGGAAGCUCUGAAGACGUUGGCCAAGCCUCUUGAACAACUUAAGCAGGGAAUUCAGAGUUUGUUGGACAGACAGGAGAUUGGAGAUGAGAUUGUGGUUUCGCUGAAGAAGCUUCGAAAGGCGAUUGCGAUUGUCAGAGAGCAAUCUGCUGACAAACCUCUAGCUGAACCAUCGCAUUUGGAGAUUACGGAGAUUUUUGGAGUAUUAAGAACUUUGAAUGUAUGUUUGAACGAGUUGGAAGCUUCUACUGAAAAGGUUGAAACAUUGUGGAAGGAGAAUUUGAGCGGAGAAGGACUUGUAGAAUUGGAAACUCCUGUUUCGAAUUUGACGAACGAUAUAAGUUUGCUUCGGGACAAAUUGUUGAAUGUACAGAUAGUGUGGGAGACGGAUGAAGAGAAGAAGAAGAUUAAAGAGAAGAAGAAGAAAAAAGAACUUGAGAAAGAGGAAAAAACGAUAGAUACGGAGGAGGAGGAACGUAGGAAAAAGGAGGAAGCUGAGAAACAGAGGGAAGAAGAAGAAAGAAGGAAGAAGGAAGAGGAAAAAUUGAAACAAGUGGAGGAGAAAAAGAAAAACGAAGAGGCUGAGAAAUUGCGGCAGAAGGAAGAAGAACGUAAGGAGAAAGAGGAAGCUGAGAAAUUAAAACAGGAAGAGGAGCGUAAGAAAAAAGAGGAAGCUGAAAAAUUGAAGCAAGAAGAGGAGCUUAAGAAGAAAGAGGCAGAGAGGUUGAAGCAGCAGGAAGAAAAACGCAAGAAGGAAGAAGAAGCUGAGAAACUAAGGCAGGAAGAGGAACAGCGAGAAAAGGAGAAGGCUGAGAAGAGAAAGCAAGAGGAAGAGGCACGUAGGAAAAGAGUGGAAGAAGAACAAAAGAUCGAGUCGGAGGCACUGAAACAGAGGGAAGAGAAAUUGCGAAAGAAGAAGGAGGAGCGAAGAUUGCAACAGGAGGAGGACGAGCGUAGGGAACGGGAGGAGGCGGAAAAGCGAAAGAAAGAGCAAGAGCAGAGGAAACGCGAGCGGGAGGAGCGCGCGAAGAAAGAGGAAGAGGAAAGAGUCAAACGUGAAGAGGAGGAACGUAGGAAGAAAGAGGAGAGAGCCAAAUUGAAGAAAGAGGAAGAAGAACGGAGGAAAGUCGAGGAAGCGGAAAGAUUGAAGAGAGAUCAGGAACGAGACGAGCAGAGACGGGAGGAAGCUAGGAGACGAAGGGAAGAGCAAGAGAAACAGAUAAGAGACGUGACAGAGAAAGUGAGGAAAGCUGAGGAAGUACGUCUGAGGAAGGAAGACGAGACGCGUGAAAAUAGAAGACUGGAACGCGAACGAAGAAGGCAGGAAGAGGUGGCAAAGUUACACAAGGAAGAGGAAGAAAGACUUCAAAGAGAAGAGGAACGCAGACAAAAGAGGAAAGAAACGGAGAGACAGUGGAAAGAGGACGAAGAGGCUCUUAGAAGAAGGGAGACCGAACGUUUGGAAAGAAGACGCGCAGAAGAUCGUCAGAAUAGAGAAGAGUCUGACCGUUUGAAGCGAGAAGACGAGGAAAGGAGACGCAGAAGAGAGACCGAGAGACAAUUAAGAAGAGAAGAGGCAGCACGAGAGAUAAAGGAAGAGGAGGAACGUUUAAGAAGACGACACGAGGAAGAAACGUCCAGACUUAGGAAACGAAGACAGGAACAACUGAGGGACGACACUUGGUCGAAGAUGAGACAGGGCGAGGCGGAACAGUUGUUCAAGAAAAUAACGGACGACGCGCUACGAAUUGAAAAAAUGAAAGCUGGCUCUUCGGACGUGGAAUUUUGGCGGGACAGGCGAGACAAAUCUUGCCGAUACGACUCUGGUUUCGAUUCGGGGCUUUCCAGCACGUCUAGAUCGUACAGUUGGAGAGAUUCUCUCACUUCUCUGACCAGAAAGAGAAUCGACGACUUUCUGGAUUACAAGUUGAGGGAUACUUCGAUCGACAGAUACUACCACGACACCGGGACGUAUUACAGAAGAAGGAAAAAGAGAGACGAUCAUAUCACUCGAGCAAGAUCUAUCAGUUUGUUGAAGUACGACGACUAUUCGACGGGGGACAGCGACACGACUAUUACGCCUACUGCUGUUAGCAAACCACCGAGAUAUAGCAGCAGGCUAAAGACGAAUUUGCGAACUGAUUUUGAGGAUCGUGGCUCGAAUUUGUCGCUAUAUCUGCCAUCAAUUAAAGACGAGCUCACACCGCGCGACAAGGGAAAGAAGCCAUCGUUCUGCACCAGAUUGACAAAUAGAACCGUGGGGGUUGGUAUGAGGACGAGAUUAACCUGCACUGUGCUUGGACACCCAGAACCGAGGGUUUACUGGACGAAAGAUGGCGAGAGGCUCGACGUAACUACGAACAAAUGCAAAACUCGUUUCGAUAAUGGUAUGGCUUAUUUUGAAUUGCACGAAGCACUCCCCGAAGAUUCCGGAUUGUAUACCUGUGUUGCCGAGAAUGUUCACGGAAUCGCGACCACAGAAUCCACAUUAAAAGUUUACCCCGAUUUCCAACCAGCAUUGUCACCCCCUACUUUCACAAGAUCUAUCAAAGACACUUAUCGACCAUCUGACAACGAGCUGAUCCUGGAAUGUCGAGUUCGUGGCCAUCCAAUACCAAUUAUCUCCUGGUUGAAAGACGGUUGCAUUCUUCAAGGCGAUCGUUACAAGCAGUGUUACCUGGACGAUGGCAUUUAUCGGUUGGAAAUUGCUGCACCCAAUUCUUCAGACAGUGGCCGAUACAUCUGCAGAGCUAUGAACGACCUACGAACUGAAGAGAUAUCGCAUAUUGUUCAGUUCAAUGAACGAGAACGACGAAUUGUGAGGAAGCACGAGAAAACGUUCGACGACUACUUCAACAUCGAAUCUUACAAGAGACCGCGAUUCUCCAACUAUUUAAGCGACCACAGCGUUCCCACUGGUGGCACCAUUGCCUUGCAAGUCGAAGUUAAAGGUGUUCCGGCACCGGAAGUAAGAUGGUUCCGUGGCGAAAGACGAGAGCCAGUCUCGAUCCCAAAGGCGAAAACGUUCACAGAAUCCGAUGUUCACACCUUGGUUCUACCAGAAGUUACUGAAUCAGAAAGGGGCACGUACAUUUGUAGAGCUAUCAACGCUUAUGGUCACGUAGACAGUAUUGCUACUGUCGACGUAAUAUCGCCUAGCGCGAUCGAUGGUGGAAAACCAGCAAUGUUCGUUUCAAGACCCUCGGAAAAAUCGAUCACAGUCACCGCUGGCGAAGAUGUCAGUGUUUCCUUUAGAUUCUGUGGUGUUCCUAAACCUCGUGUUACGUGGAUGAAAGGAUUGAGGGACAUCACGGACGGUCCUCGAUCUCAUAAAGAAACCAUCGACGAUUACGUGAGGCUAACAUUGAAGAGAGUGGUACCUUCGGACGAAGGCACGUACUGCAUUUUGCUCAAAAACAGACACGGUUGCGAUAGAAGUUUCUUCUCGAUCAAGGUGAAGCAGCGAGCUAGGUCUCUGACACCUGAAUGGAGCACUUUGAGCAACCGUACCGAGACCGGAAGUUACAUCGGCCUGUCCAGCGAGAGCCGCGACGAUGAUCUGCCCUACGUGAAAAAUGUUCCAGGGCCAAUUACGAGCGAGCCAGUGGUGGUCGAUGGAGGAAAGAACUGGUUGUCUUUGAGCUGGGGAAAAGCAGAGAGGAGAGGACCAGCACCUGUCAUCGCUUACAGAGUCGACGCUUGGUUGCUUGGCAGUGACGGUGGUGCACGAUGGGUCGAGCUGGGCAUGACACCAAUAAACGUGUUCGACGCGUUCAAUCUGAAACCUGGUGGCGAGUACAAGUUCCAAGUAACGCCACGGAACCGCUAUGGAUGGGGCGAGUCCGUCACUAUGACGAAUUCUGUCAAGGUCAACGAGACCGUCGACCUUCCAGAGUUCACGAAGAUACUUCCUGGUCAGCUCAAAGUCCUCGAGGGGGCCACGGUGAAACUAGAAUGCGAGAUUCGAGCUGAUUCGAAGGUGGACAUAAAAUGGUACUACGAAUCGAUAGAAAUCAAUCCGAACAGUGGCGCCAGAUUGUCGAUCUCUCACAGUGGAUCCAAGUGUUGCUUGACGAUUGAGAAUGUUCAGGAGAUCGAUAGUGGAAGAUACGUUUGCGAGGCGGGUAAUUCGGUUGGGAAAGUGUCGUCGUUUGCUAGAGUUCUGGUUGUCAACGACCCGAAAAUUAUCGAGGCUGAUGAGAAACUUAGAUCGAGAGCCCUGGGAGACGAAACAGAAGACAGACCACCGGAGUUCACAAUGAGACUUCGAGACAGAAGAGUCCAAGUAUCCUUCCCGGUGAGACUCACGUGUCAAGUGACAGGAAAUCCGGCUCCAGAAGUCACGUGGUAUAAGGAUGCCGACGAGAUUCGUCAAGAUGAGCGUCACGUAUUUUGGAACAACGAUUCCAACUUCUACACUCUGGAGAUUAUCCACUCGGUGCUGGAAGAUUCUGGCUGUUACAUGGUAAUGGCGAAGAACGCAAGUGGUUCGGUGUCUUGUCGAUGUAUCCUGGUGGUAGACAAAGGAAUUCGCGCUUACAUCGCUCCGGAAUUUCUCUGUGGCCUUGAUGCUGCGUACACCAUGAAAUUAGGCGAAGAUCUGCGAAUGACAGCUCAAAUAGAAGCGUAUCCCAGUGUUGGCAUUGUGUGGCAUCGCGAUGGAAUUCGUUUACGGCCGAGCAGAAGAACAGUGAUGACUUUGAACCACGAUGGUACCGUCCAGCUGUCCUUGGCCAAGGUCACCCAAAGGGAUGUCGGCGUUUAUUGUUGCACAGCUACGAACGAGGUUGGCUGUGCCGAGACUUCAACGAGAGUAUCCAUUAUUGGCACGCAAGACGAUGAGACGUUCGUCGAAGGAGUGCCAACUGUGACGAUUGCGCCUAUGCCAGACAUACCAUACUCGAGGGAACCACUUUUCGUCACGAAGCCACUGUCCACCGAGGCGAUUGAAGGCGAUACGGUCAUUAUAUCAUGCGAGGUGGUCGGUGAUCCUAAACCGGAAGUGAUGUGGCUGCGAGAUUUUCUCAGGCCUGAUUACUACAGGGACGCAGCCCACUUCCGGCUGGUCGGCGAAGGACCUCAGUACCGGCUGGAAAUACCGUACGCGAAACUCGACUUCACGGGAACGUAUUCCGUAAUAGCGCGGAACUGCCAUGGGGAGGCCAAAGCCGUGAUAUCUUUGCAGAUCUACGCGAAAGGUCAAGGCAAGGAGGAGAAAAUGAAGAAAUCAGGGGUCACGCACGGAAAGGUGCUGACUUUGCCGGUAAUCACGAGGGAACUGCGAGAUCUAAGAUGCUGCGACGGAGAUGCUGUUGCCCUUGAGUGCAAGGUACACGCCACUCCCGAGGAGCCAUUAGUGCGGUGGGAACGUGGAGGAAAGAUUCUCCAAAUGGGGGGCGAUUUCUCCGCUGAAUUCGACGGAGAGACCGCACGCCUGUGCAUCCAGCACGUAUAUCCGGAAGACGAGGGCGAGUACACAUGCGUGGCAUACAACGACCUUGGGAAAGCAUUCACGUCAGCGUGUCUAAUAGUGGAUGUGCCCGAAGGGAAAGAGAGUAUACUGAGCCAAAGAUUGACGAGGCCCGCAGGACUUCUGUCGGCAGGAUCUACACCAAGAUCGACGCCACGCUCGACACCGAUUAGGACUCUGUCUCCUGCAGUUUCACAUGGUCGAGAGUUAAGGUCUCCGCAGCUUCUCCCACGAAGCAGGUCGAUGUCGAGACGGCCAAAGAUCAGUCCACCGAAAUUUUACGCGGUGCCGCACAAUCGAGUGGUCGAGGAAGGGGAGACCGUGCGAUUCCAAUGCGCUGUGGUCGGCCAUCCGGCUCCGUGGGUGAAAUGGGACAAAAAUGGCAUAAUCGUCACGCCGACUGCGAGAAUUUCGAUAAAGGAAAGAGACGACGUGAAGAUACUGGAAAUCGUCGAGGUGACCCAGGAAGACGCCGGACUGUACAGAGUGAUCGUGGAGAACGAUUAUGGUCGCAUUGAGGCCAGUGCUCGCCUGGAAGUAAUAAAUCGUCAGUUACUUGGAUCGGUUGCCAGAACAAUCAGAACCAGAAGUGCAUCGCCUAGAACCUAUCCAUCAUUUAGCCGAAGUCUGUUAGACACGACUACCAGAAUAAACGGAAGAUUAUACCUCGAUUGUGGCAUCAGAGGAACUCCUAGUCCAACACCAACAUGGUUCAGAAAUGGACGGCCGUUGGAACGAUCGAUUCGAAUAAAAAGGUACUUCGACGGCAAAACUGCGAAAAUCGAAAUUUUGAAAGUGAAAGCGAGCGACGCGGGCGAGUACACCUGCGUGGCAACGAACGUCCUUGGUUCUACGAAGAAUUCUUGUCAGGUGACCGUUCUUGAUCCUUACAAUCCGUCUACGUGCGACAAGGAUCCACCGAAAUUUUUGCAGUCCCUUCCAGAGGAGUCGAUCGUCAUGGAAGGUCACUGUUAUGAACUUCAAACGAGACUCACGGGUACACCACCAUUUUCGGUGACUUGGUUAAAGGACGGUCGUGAGAUACCUGACAACAAUUACCAUAAAUACGUCGUAUAUGGCGAUGGUGGUAUCGCUUUGAGAUUGUCCAAUGUUUGUCCACAAGAUGCUGGCGAGUACACUUGCCUCGUUCGCAACAAUUUCGGAGAAGUAUCCAGCAAUGGCCUGUUUGCUGUUCAAGAUUACAAAGGCAUUCCGAAAUUGGCGCCACAGUUUACGAAAGCCCCAGUGUCGGUCAUCGCAUUCAAAGGCGAGACUGUCGGUUUCUGUGCUCGAGUACAAUGUGGAAAACCCAUGGAGAUCAUGUGGACGAUCAACGGAAAGGACGCCAGAGGAAAUUCAAGGUGCAAGAUUGAAAAAGACGAUAACGUUAGCAUUCUUAGGAUACACGAUGUACAGCCGCGAGAUACCGGUGAGAUUCGUUGCACUGCGUCUGUGAUUGGAAAGGGGCCGUCAAUCAGUUGCACAGCAGAAUUAAGACUAAGUCGGACAGUAGAAAAUUUCGAAGGCUCGACAUACCAUAACGCGUGCGAAAUUAAAAAUGAAAGACCACCGAAACCUCCUACUCGUAGCCGUAACAAUUCACUCAAAAGGGCAAGAGACGUGCCAUCUUCCCCACGGAAUGAACGAUGCGAGUUCCCUGCACGAACCAGAUCAUCCUCGUUACCUCUCCGAUCUACGCCGAGUCCCAAACAAUCUCCUACGCCAGCGAGGAAAAUUAAUCCUCCAAGUCCGUCGCUCGACGCCGGGAAAACACUGGCGACCAACAAAAGGAAAGACAUUCGUUCCAAAAAGUUUGAGCGCAAAGUUACUCAACGAGUGUGCCGACGGGGGAUUUCGUCGUCGUCGGAAGACGAGGAAGAGCCGAAGGAUACUUCCAGUGGAAAAUCUCCCGAAGUAUCGAAAUUAGUAGAGAACAAAGAGGAAGCUGUGCGCAGUUUGUCGGAGGUUUCUGACUUGCGUAAGACUGACAACGGUGCGAAACAAAUGCAGGAUGGUUACAAUAAGCACGAUGAUACGCCUAUAAUAUGCACGGAGAGCGCUCUGCAAGAGUUGGAAGAGGGUUCAGUCGCGGAGAAGAGCGAAGCGAUCGUGGCGAAAGAGGAGAAAGUUGCAAUUAGAUCGGAGGAAUUCGUGGCUGCUAGUAUUGUAAAGGUACCGGCUGACGUCACGGUUUUCCGUGGAAACAGAGUAGUCCUCAGGGUCACGUAUCGAGGCCAUCCGGAACCAAUCGUCAAGUGGCUUCGAGCGGGUCGAGAGUUGAGUGCAAACAAAAAGACUGCGAUCACCUAUGGCGGUGGAGUGUCUUGCUUGAUAUCGGACGAUGUGACUGCUGACAAUGCCGGAAAAUACGAGGUGUCCGUGGAAAAUAAACUGGGAAGAGAUCGACGGUGUUUCAGUGUCGCCGUCGAAGGUCCACCCGACCCGCCAGCAGGUAUUCCGAACGUAUGUUGUUCCACGGGGACAGCGACCAUCAACUGGCGGUCAUCUCCCUACGAUGGUGGUUGCACAGUAACCGGUUACACUGUGGAAAUGAACCGUGCCGGUGGAAACACUUGGAUGACGAUCGCAGAAUCCUGUCUCUCGCUGAGCCUCGCGAUACCAACCGUUGAAACAGAGACCGUGACACCUGGUGAGAGAUACCGUUUCCGUGUAAGAGCUGAAAACAUCCACGGGGUUAGCGAACCUGGACAGGAAUCUGAAUUCGUUCAAAUUCCGAAGGAAGGGGAAACGUGUCUGCAGAACGACGAGGAAGAAUUCGAGCCACCGUUCGAAGCUCGAAUCGUAGAAAUGGAGAAUGGACAAUUGUUUAACGAUCGAUACCAAGUAUUGGAGGAGUUGGGUAAAGGUCGAUACGGAACUGUAAGAAGGGUGGUCGAGAAGUCUUCAGGUACAAGUUUCGCGGCGAAAUUUGUCAGGACCAUCAAAACGAAGGAUCGAGAGCAAGUCCGAGAGGAAAUUCGAAUUAUGAACAUGUUGCGGCAUCCGAAACUGCUUCUUUUGGCAGCUGCUUUCGAAAGCCCUCGAGAAAUUGUGAUGGUUACCGAAUAUAUUUCUGGCGGCGAGCUUUUCGAGAGGGUGGUUGCCGACGAUUUCACCCUGACUGAAAGAGACAGCAUACUGUUCAUGAGACAAAUCUGCGAGGGUGUCGAAUAUAUGCAUCAGAACAAAGUGGUGCACUUGGAUCUGAAGCCCGAGAAUAUAAUGUGCAGAACACGAACUUCCCAUCAAAUAAAGCUCAUCGACUUCGGUCUAGCACAGACCCUCAAGCCAGACACGCCGAUCAGAGUACUUUUCGGCACGCCAGAAUUCAUUCCGCCAGAAAUAAUAAGUUACGAACCGAUCGGUACCGAGUCGGACAUGUGGAGCGUCGGUGUAAUCUGUUACGUCCUCUUAACCGGUUUGUCGCCAUUCAUGGGCGACAACGACGCCGAAACCUUCGCCAACAUUACUCGAGCCGAUUACGACCUGGAGGACGAAGCCUUCGAUGCAAUCUCGAACGACGCUAAAGACUUCAUCAGCGGCUUGCUUGUCAAACGAAAGGAAUCGCGAAUGUCGGCAAGACAGUGUUUGGAGCAUCCUUGGAUGGCACAGCACGCAGAAGCGAUGAGUAGGAUAGCUUUGCCGACAGAAAAAUUGAAGAAAUUCAUCGUACGAAGAAAGUGGCAGAAAACGGGAAAUGCCAUUCGUGCACUGGGAAGAAUGGCGAUCCUUUCAGCGAACAGCCGACGAAGUCCAACAACCACCGCGGAAUCAUCGCCAACCUCGGAUCCCUCGAGUUCCAUUGAAUCCCCGCGAACGAUCAAUUUCGACGUUUCAACGGACGAACGGAAUCGUGAGAAAUCGUGUGACGUUGAAAGUGCAAUUGAGAGCCCGAACGAGCCGGAUACUCGAGAUAGGAACUUGUACUCGUUCUGUUACAAGUCAGAGGUGAACCUCGUGCCAGAGGAAACGUUAGACCUGACUCGAGAGGAGGAGACGCGCAUAUCGUCGGACCUUGACGAGUCGUCAUUGAAAAAUGAACGGACGGUGGAUCACGCGGGAUCGUGUUCUCAGGGAACUGAAUCCGGAGGGAUUCAAGAAACUGAUACCUCGGAGAAUACUCAGGUCCAGAGUGAAGUUCAGUCGGAGCGAUUGCUUCCGAUGGAGAGGAUCGAGGAGGAAGAGACGGAGAUCGUGACGCGAUGUCAGUUCGAAGAGAGCAUCUCGAUAACCGAAGAGACUACGAUUUUGACGAGCGUCGAGGAGAAAAGUUCGAUCGAUUUCGACGAGGUCGUGACGAAAACGACGACUAGCGAUGAGAUGAAUUCCGAGGUGUUAAUAACUACGGAAUGCAAAGACUCGACGUGGAACGUCGAAGAGAAAACAGUCAGCGAUGAUUUGGUGAUAGAGAUGGAAAGGGAAUUGAAAGAGAAGACGGACCAAAAGUCCGGUGUCAACUCGCAGAAGUCGCGUCGUGUUUUCAGAGGCGAUUCGCGAGAUUCUGGGAUCGGAGACUGCAUCUCGAAUUUGUCCGCGUCCUCGCAGCAAGUGAACGAACUGGGUAUUUCGUCGAUCAAAGAAGAAGAAGCGGACAAUGAGAAUAACAAUGAUGAUAGAAACGUGUUGCAAACGGUGGAGCAAUUUGAAAAUCGGACAUCGCUCGAUGAAAUUAGCGAAAUGUCGAACGCAGAGGUUUCGGACCCAAAGAAACAUACCAAAGGAAGUAUCGAGGUAGCUACGCUGAGUGGUGUGACUAAAGCUUCGCGUGAAAUUAAUCGACAGCACGAAGUGUCUAGCGAAAUUGAGGACCCAAGGUUACUAAUCGGAAGAAUUCGUAGCAAGUUCGUUCCGACCGGAAACGUGAGUCGUACGGCUAAAUUAUUCGAGAAAGAGGCAGCAACGUCGAAAUCACCGACGAACGUUCCGCAAAUAUCACAACGCACGUAUCCUGCGGUUACUACGGCGGCGGGGAAACCUCACAAUGAAAGGAUACAAAAGGCUUUCGCCUUUUGGAACAAAUAGAGACCGUGCAUAUGAGACAUCAACGAUGACACUUGAAAAUAAAUCGCGUGAAACGAUACGUUUAAAAUCGUCUGACGACUGAAACUCUAUGCACCUGAAAGUCUUAUUUUCAUGUUCUCAAGUCACGAAUAGAAUUUGUAGUAAUAGGUAAGUUCUUUUUUUUUUUUUUAACGUACGUGUUAUUAAGUAACAUUUAUCUAAUGAUAUUAAUUAUCUGAUUCGUGAAAAU
Frieseomelitta varia is the source of this 20896-nucleotide messenger RNA. RefSeq names its product titin homolog. The record is from RefSeq and is a predicted model, not a curated record. Lineage: Eukaryota; Metazoa; Arthropoda; Insecta; Hymenoptera; Apidae. The transcript has 38 exons. Gene Ontology annotation, biological process: protein phosphorylation. Bases 76 to 20667 code for a protein of 6863 amino acids. Gene Ontology annotation, molecular function: protein kinase activity; ATP binding; protein binding.